This is a messenger RNA of Pundamilia nyererei, 5245 nucleotides long. It is a transcript of the gene foxo6b, whose product is annotated as forkhead box O6 b. The record is from RefSeq and is a predicted model, not a curated record. Gene Ontology annotation, cellular component: nucleus. The transcript has 2 exons. Bases 766 to 2955 code for a protein of 729 amino acids. NCBI's taxonomy places the organism in Eukaryota, Metazoa, Chordata, Actinopteri, Cichliformes, Cichlidae. Gene Ontology annotation, molecular function: RNA polymerase II cis-regulatory region sequence-specific DNA binding; DNA-binding transcription factor activity, RNA polymerase II-specific. Gene Ontology annotation, biological process: regulation of transcription by RNA polymerase II.
GCUUGGAGCCUUCAGAGACACACAGACUUGUAGAAUAAAGGCAGAGCAACAGACAGAGAGACGGUACCCAUGUGACAUGUGCACGGAAAGCUGAAGACAAAGGUAGAAACCACACCGAGUCAGGUUGCGCGGAGAGGAGGCAGAGGAUGCUCCCAAACAAACCCACGAGAGGCUUCUUUUUUUCUCUCAUCUGGAAAUCUACGGCUUCACAUGAAUGAUUCAUGAGAGCCUGUUUUGAUUUCUAAAGGAGUAAAUAGGCUCUGUUUCACUGGCCAACCUGCCAAAACGCGCCAGCAGAGCUGGGAUCAGAGCCUGGAGAAAAAUCUGAAGUCAAUUAAUUUGGGGGGAGUUUGAUAAGAAUUCUGGACCUCGUCUGUCAAGGAUCAACUGUUGCUGCAGCCGGAGCGCGAACAGAGACAUUCUCCAAGUGUGUCUGGCUUUUUUACUGGAUGUUUGACCGUCACUCGGUUGUGCAUGCAGCCACACAGCCAGUGUUGUGCAAUUAACAUGGAAGAGAGACUGAUACUGCUUUUGAUGCCUUGGAUACACCUUCAUCUGUCCUGAUGUGAUGCCACAUUGUUGCGCUGAGGAGAAUGAUAAUAUGCCACACAGCUGCUGAUAAUCCCUGCGUGUGAAACUGUACAAAUACAUCUUUUUACCGCCGUUUGGACAGUUUGGGCAUUUUCACUCACUGUCACGUCAACACUGACACGCGUUUUGUUACUGUGACCUUGCCCGGUUUUGACAUCUAUUCAGCGGGAGAUCAUGCUGAUGAUGAUGGAGAACAGCGGCGUGGAUGUGCAUCAGGUUGACAUCGAUUCGGAAUUUGAGCCUCACGCUCGGCCGCCGUCGUGCACCUGGCCGCUGCCGUGUCCGGAAGACUUCCCCGGGGGAGAGGAGGCGAGCCGAGGUCUGGCCCUGGCGGCAGUCAAAGUGGAGCAGUACAACGUGCCGGCGUGCCGGGGCGAGAGGAAAGGCGGCGCGCCGGCCGAGAUCAAGCAUCCGGCCGGCGCCCCGGCUCCGGUCGUGGCCGCUCCCGCCUGCAUGUCCGGGGCUGCCCUCGACGUGGCCGGCCAGCUACGCAAAGCCAAGUCCUCCCGACGGAACGCGUGGGGAAACCUGUCGUAUGCAGAUCUCAUCACCCGUGCCAUCGAGAGCACCCCGGAGAAGAGGCUCACCCUGUCCCAGAUAUACGACUGGAUGGUUCGCUUUGUUCCUUAUUUUAAGGAUAAAGGCGACAGCAACAGUUCAGCCGGGUGGAAGAAUUCUAUCAGGCACAAUCUGUCGCUGCACAGUCGCUUCAUCCGGGUGCAAAAUGAAGGGACGGGGAAGAGUUCCUGGUGGAUGCUCAACCCAGAAGGCGGGAAGAUGGGAAAGGGACCGAGGCGACGUGCAUCUAUAGACAAUGGCACCCGCUACCUGAAGACGAAGGGUCGCAUCAGCCGGAAGAGAGCAGGGGCCAUGGGGCUCCAACGAGGACAAGGUCAGGGAGCUGGACCAGCGAUGCAAGGCUCCCCAGAGCACGGCAGUCCAGCGGCGAAAGGAGGUGUGGGCAUAGGUGGAGAGGAGUAUGAUACUUGGACAGACCUCCAUUCCCGGACGUCAUCUUCUGGCUCCACGUUGAGCGGCUGCCUAUCUCCAAUCCUAGCUGAGGCCGAGGCUGAUGAACCAGAGGAGGGUGGGCUUUCCAAUUCAGCUUCCCCAAGAAUAUACCCAAGCCCCACUAGCACGCGUUCCCCAGCCUUGGGCACUGGAGGCCACUGUCCCACGGUGGAGUUGCCUCAGCUGACUGACCUGACUGGGGCUAUCAGUCUAGAUGAGAGUGGCUACCCCCAGCCACCACAAAUUAAAUGCAAUGGUUAUCCCUAUGUGCCUGGACCCAAGGCAGAGGGCUCCUACUGUGCGCCAAUGUACGGGCAACCUUCUAUGGGCAUGCUGCGCCACCACACUCCCAUGGAGACCAUCCAGGAGAACAAGCCAGUCAGCUUUCAGCGCCCAGUGAGGGGCUAUUCAGAGAACAAUGCCCUGCAGAGUUUGCUCACUGGAGGUCCUCGAUAUUGCAACAAAGACACAGUCCUGAGCCAAGGACGGGAACCACACACAUUAAUGACACAGGGAACCAAUGGCAUUCACAGCCAGCACAAUCAGAAUCGCAGCCACAAUCAGAACCACAGCCAAGAGCAUGCUCGCAAUGCAAGUCUACACAAUGACCAUGACCAGAACACAACUCACCAUCAGAACCACAAUCAGGGUCACAAACACCAAGCCUGCCUCGACUACGCACACAGUCACAAGCCCCACCCGGCUCACGACUACGGUUCGAGUCAUGAUCACAAUCACAGUAAAGUAAAUCCUAGCCAUGAUCACAACCCUCACUCCACGCAGAGUCACCUGCACAACCACAAUCCCCACAACCCUCAUAACCCUAUGCAUAGCGGGCCUCACCAUCAGGCCCUUUCCCCGAGAGUGAGCACUGACAUCCUGCAGCCCUACAGUCUCAAGACCUCUAACCACUAUGGACCCCGUCCCCACCUCCCAACAUCCCCUUCUCUGCCCCCGAACCCUGCCGGCCUUAUGGGUGUUCCCCAGGACCCCUGCCGCCUGGCAUCCGCACCUCACCCUCGUCAUCAGCCUUACCCUGGAGCUCACCAUCAGGGUAUCACUGACUCCUGGCAUGGGUUCUACCCCAACAAUCACCAGUCAGGGAAUGCUGGUUUCCAACCUCAAAACUCCCAGAGUAGAAUGGCUGCUGACCUGGAGAUGGAGAAUGUCCCUAAUAGUCUAGACUGUGAUGUGGACUCUAUCCUGCUCAGUGAUUUUAUGAAUACAGAAAACAUGGACUUCAACUUUGACGGUUCUCUGUCCCAGGGAGUGGGGAUGGGGAUGGGCAUGAGUCUAGGGGCUUUUGCAUGCCCCCCGCCUUCACACAGCAACCAGAGCUGGGUGCCAGGGUGAACUUACGCCCAUACAUACAGACUCGUGACCAGAAAGCUCAUUCCCUGGGCUGGGCUGCUGUUUGGCUGUAGCCUUGGACUGACUGACUGACUGUGAUUCUGUAUCAUCAUUUUGUUUUCUGGGGACUCCCCACACUCCGAUGUUGUGCUCUUUCUCUUACUUAAAAGCCUUCUGUCGCCAUAUCGAACCUGCCCCCAGUUAGCACAGUGCUAAAGCAACCCCCGCCUUUCAUUUUUUAUAUUUUUAUUCUCUAAUCCCAAGCUCAUUCUGCCUGUCCCUAAGCUUCCAAGCACUUUAUAUCCAUCUUUUCAUACAACAGCAGUAACACAGAGCCCAGGCAAAGUCAUGUUGUGUGUUGGCUUAAUGUAUGCAAUCCACUUUACAGUAUUAAAGGAGGCGUUGUUCUUGACUUGAGAACAUGAUCAAACAGCUGCAUAAAUGUCUUCAGUGUGGAGGUGCUCUCAAAUCGGGGGUUAAAAGUCAAGGGAAGGCUUUGAAGUUUAAAGAAAAAAGGUUUUUAGAAGAAGAGGGAAUUUGCAGGUAUAGAAGAGGGGAACUCCAGGGUGAUUGCGACUCGUCUUCUUCAGGUGGACAACGGUGUUUCGUUUCAGGCUCGGCACAGGAGGACAGGCGUCCAUUAGGCAACGCUCAGCACUGAAAUGCAACGUCCCUUCUUUAAUCUCCAAAGUAAUGCCAGAGUGAUGCAUCACUAUUGCAAAUCUAAUGCGCCACUCUAUAGUUUUUCAACCUCCCCCUUUCUCUUCAACUCUGGACACAUUGGCUUAAUGUGUUUUGGCAAAAGUGAUGAUUAAACUCACUCUGCACUAAAUGGGCGAGGGAUUGAAAUGGGUGAUUUUUGAGGGCGGGGGUGGGGUGGCAUUGAAGGGGGAUGAUAGGAGAGAAGAAAUGCAAAUAUUCCCUCUGUGUCUCUUCUUCUCCAUUUAGUGGAUUUAUGUAGCUUUCCCCAUAAUGAAAUAAGCAACGAUCGCGGCCUGCUGUGCAUCCUUAGGGGCUCUCUGAUUGGCCUGUGCCUCAUCGCCUCGGCGUGGCACCUUCACCGACUGACCCGAGAAUACCUUAGUGAGCAAGUGUGGUCAGGCCAGCAUGUUGAUGGAGCUGCUGUCCUCAGACCCCAGGUAACCGUGUGUAAUUCACUAACACCCAGGUUCAAGCCCACUAUGUGCUUUUACUCCUGUGAAUUGCUCACUGAUGAACACCGUCAGCAGAUUACUAUUUGGUGCUAUCUCUUCUUCCCAGGCUCCCUCCUAUCGCGCCGCCCCAUCCCGAGGUUACUCGGAGGGUAAACAAGAGUAAUUAACCGCCAAACAAGAUGGAUGAUUUAUGCAAGUGUGUGUAUUCGCUCAUUGGCACAAAGUCAUAAUUCUCUGCACCUCCCACAAAGCACAAGCAGGGCGUAUUUUGAGAGGUGGUACCCAGCGACGAGGUAGAGCGGCUGGCAAACGGUAUGCUCGCAAUGUCCUUCAAGAAUCCUCUUUACAAGACUCCCAUCCCGGCCAUAGCUUUACUUUGCUGUUGUCUUUUCUUGUGCUUGUUCUGUGAUCGUGCAGUUGUCUGUCCUGUUUCGGUACAGCGUGGAUAGGAGCUUUUGUGUGCAUUUUAUUUUCUUUGUUCGCAGUGGGGAAAACAGGAAAAGGGUGGCAAUUGCCAGCCCUCGUGCUGGCAACUGUCCCCUUCAAGAUAGAGAGAAUAGGGACAAGAGAGGGAAGGAAGGUAGAUGGAUAUCAAGAGAUGCUAAGAGGGAGGAAAAGAGCUGAAUGAGGAGGUAGGAUCUCUAAGACCGUAAGAGAUUUUCUAGCUUGGAAUUGGCUGUUUCAAUCAGGCCAAAUGUCAAGUGCUACUCAGCUAGCUGUAGCGAGCUUUGACCAGAAAGCCACUUCUCCCUGGUGAUCAAGGACAAUGACGGGUAUUUCCAUGCACAUUUCUUUUGAUUUUUUCAUUCCUUUUCAGGAGUUAAGAUAACCCAUUGUUGUAAUUCAACUGUAAUUUGUUCUCUGGCCUGUGUGCAAUUGUGUCAAGCUUGUCGUGGGUGUGCGAGCGUGUAUCACAGUGAUGUACAAGAACUGAUUAAGGGAAUAUUAUUGAGAAAUAACUUGCCCUGGUGUUGUCUAUGCCUGGCUGAGUGCACCAGAUAAUAUAUACAGUUUAUAUUUAUUGGUUAGGGAGCUGGGUCUACGGAGGACCAGACCCCUCACUUCCCUGUUUCCUUGAUGACGAAGAAGUGGAAAGCUAUUUCAGUUUGACGACAUUUCGUUAUGUACAUAAUCUAUAU